GGGCCGGGGUGGGGGCGCGGAUGGCCGCGGGGCCGCGCGAUGCUGCGCUGGCUCAUGGCCGUGCUCAGCCACUCCUGCUUUGUCCGCAGGGGCGGCUCCAUGUUCUACGCGGUGCGCACGGGCCGGCGGACCGGCGUCUACCGCACCUGGGCGGAGUGCCAGGAGCAGGUGAACAAGUUCCCCUCCGCUAGCUUCAAGAAAUUCGCCAGCGAGAAGGAUGCCUGGAGCUUCGUGCGUGCCGGCCUCCCGGAGCCGCAGCAGCAGGCCGAGCCGGCAGAGGCCUUUGGUCCUCCAACCCUAACACAAGAAACAGGUAGCCAGAGAGAGGACCCCGAAUUAAAUACCUUGUAUUACAGUACAUAUAAAAGGCCAUAUGAACCAUAUGGACAGUCUACAAAUGAAGAGCAGAUUGCAAAGCGUGUAAAACAUGAUGAAGUACGCUCAGUGUGCUCAACACCUACAGUCAGUGAAGAUAAGUUUUCAUACAUGGGUGACUUUGCAGUUGUUUAUACAGAUGGUUGUUGCACUGGUAAUGGACAUAACAGGGCACGUGCUGGAAUAGGUGUCUACUGGGGACCAGGCCACCCUUUAAACACCAGUGAAAGACUUCCUGGACGGCAGACUAAUCAAAGAGCAGAAAUCCAUGCAGCCUGCAAAGCAAUAGAGCAAGCCAAGAGUCAAAACAUCAAGAAGUUAAUAAUCUACACUGAUAGCAAGUUUACUAUUAAGGGUAUUACAGGCUGGGUUGACAACUGGAAAACAAAUGGCUGGAGAACAAGUUCUGGAGGAAGUGUAAUAAAUAAAGAAGAUUUUGAAAGACUUGAUAAUCUAGCAAAAGACAUGGAAAUUCAGUGGAUGCAUAUUCCUGGUCAUGCUGGCUUCCAAGGAAAUGAAGAAGCUGAUAGACUAGCACGAGAAGGAGCUCGUAAACAGAAGUGCUGAUGUCCUGCGACUAGAAACUGUUGCACUGGGAGGAGAAGGCCUAACAUGACAGCAACAACUUGAACCACUAAAAUUGUUUGGAGUUGAACUUUGAGCUGUGCUUCUUUCUGGCCUGAAACAAUAUAAGCCAACUUCUGGGAAGGAAAACUCGACAUUUGCUUCUGUUGUAUUUGUUUUACAAUAUUUAGUUGAUGAUACUCAGUAUGUUUUUUAUCCAUCUCUUGGAAGGGCUGUUAGCUGUCUUGUGUACUUAUGAAUUCAGCUUAAAGACAGGCUUCUGAAGAAGUAAUUUUAAAUUGAAGUGUUCUGUAUUUUCCUCUUAGUGAAAUAAACUAUUUUUUUUGUACAGAGGUAUAUAUUGCAGCCCAAAAUACCUGGGACCGACUUAGGGUUUGGUUGAUUUGGUAGGUCACCUAAGAGAGAUGUCCAUUGAUCCACUCUGGCAUUCUGGUACUGGUAGUAACUGCUCCACAGAUGAGCUUGUCACCCUGACCUGUGUGUGCCUCACAGUGUCAGCUACAGCACCAGUAGCUUUCUUUUAUCCUGUUAUUUUGCAAGGUAUCAGGAACAAAGAAAAGCCAGGUCACAAGAAAACUUGAACAUCUAAUUUUUACUGUUCUUUUUACCUGAAUCAUGUCCAAGCACUUAGUCUCUGGCUUCCUGUUUCCAUUAAGUAGUUUUGGGUUUUUUUUUUUUUUUUUUAAUGCAUACUGGUUCUUGUCAGGAUUGUUAAUUCUCUUCACUGUUGUCCCAAACGGUAAUUGGUAAUUGACCAUUUUAUCUGAAAUGGGACUGGAAGAUAAGUUUCUCCAUAGCUUCCAGUUCUCAAGUGUUUGACUUUAUUUUUUCAAGUCAAUUUUGAGAUUAAUGGAAUUGCUAAUGUGCACUUGAAUUGGAGAGUAAUUACUAGUAAUCAACAUGGGUUUAUUUUCUAUGCAAGUAUACAGGAAAAGCAAACAGGUUUGUUGGUUAUCUGCGUCAACUUCUCCAUAUGGUACCUUUGUACCACUGAAUAGUAGGGCUUAAUAUAGGAGAAAGUGAGAUUUUUUUAAAUUUGUUAAUUUCUACAGAGAUGGUUAGAGCUGCAGAAGUUUGUAACUUAAUAGUUUCAUAAAUUAUAAUAUCUUUCCUGAGGGAAAAUGUGAGGUUUUACAUAUUUAGUCACAUGAUUGUAGUAGUUGGAGGAAACUGGCUAUCCAGUAGUUAGUAGAUCAGUGAGUGUUUUUAUUUUUUCCUCUCAUCCAAAACUGUACAUUGAAGCUCAUCUCGGGGAAAGAAGGCCACUGAUUGGGCCCCCUCUGAUUCUUUGUAUACAUGCACGCAAUCAUUUGUUUACUUUAGAAGGUUGCAAAGAAAAGACCCACCACCCCGGCCAGAUUUCUAGUAACUUGCCUUUGUUACUCUGUUAAACAAGUAAAUCCUAUUAACUGUAUGGAAA
Messenger RNA from Hirundo rustica (Barn swallow), 2380 nucleotides. RefSeq names its product ribonuclease H1 (gene RNASEH1). Gene Ontology annotation, molecular function: nucleic acid binding; RNA-DNA hybrid ribonuclease activity; magnesium ion binding. The transcript has 8 exons. Lineage: Eukaryota; Metazoa; Chordata; Aves; Passeriformes; Hirundinidae. The coding region runs from base 40 to 942 and encodes 300 amino acids. The record is from RefSeq and is a predicted model, not a curated record. Gene Ontology annotation, biological process: DNA replication, removal of RNA primer.